CUGCCACUGCGCAUGAGCAACAACUUCAAUCCAAGGGGCGGCCAUAUUGCUGUUUCGGAUUGAUUGUACUGCUGCAAAGGCGGAUAAUAACUUAUUUAUCAGUUGCAUAUAUUGUAUUAUAAAGCUUUAAAACCAUCUUACUUUUCAUCUGAAUAUUGUGGAAAAACAUUGAAUCAAGAUGUCUAGUGGACCAUAUAACUAUUCAUAUAUCUUCAAAUAUAUCAUUAUUGGUGACAUGGGAGUUGGAAAGUCUUGCCUACUACACCAGUUUACAGAGAAGAAAUUUAUGGCGGACUGCCCUCACACUAUUGGUGUAGAGUUUGGAACAAGAAUUAUUGAAGUGUGUGGACAAAAAAUAAAGUUACAGAUAUGGGACACUGCUGGCCAGGAAAGGUUUCGAGCUGUAACCCGAAGUUAUUAUAGAGGAGCUGCAGGCGCUUUAAUGGUUUAUGAUAUUACUAGGAGGAGUACUUAUAAUCACCUCAGUAGCUGGCUGACUGAUGCACGGAACUUGACCAAUCCGAAUACAGUUAUAUUUCUAAUUGGUAACAAAUGUGAUCUGGAUGCUCAACGAGAUGUGACUUAUGAAGAGGCUAAACAAUUUGCAGAUGAAAAUAAAUUAAUGUUUGUGGAAGCAAGUGCUAAAACUGGAGAAAAUGUGGAAGAGGCAUUCUUAGAAACAGCUAAAAGAAUAUACCAAAACAUUCAGGAUGGAAGUCUUGAUUUGAAUGCUGCUGAAUCUGGUGUGCAACAUAAGCCAACAGCUCCUAGAAGUGCACUCAGUAAUGACCAGACACCUAGCAAAGAUGGAUGUGCUUGUUAAUUGUUUUCUUUUCUAUGGUUAACAGGAUUAAAGCCUUCAUUGGAAGAGUUUGAUUUGAUUAAUGUAUGCUGCGGCUACUGUUUAGUAGCUCUGAUGGUCAUUAUCAGCUAUUAUUACCAUCAUUGCAGCUUUAGUUUAUUUUUCACAUCAAAAAGGGGAAAUUGGAAGCAUCUCAUUUGGCACCAUAGAUUUUGUAAUUCUAAUUCAGUGAAACAUUCUCUGUAUAUUUAUCAGUUAGGACCUGCACCCCUUUUUCUUCUCAAACUAGAACUCUUCCUCUCUACAUUUAUUAAACUAGGAAAAAAAUCCAAUUUGAUUCAAUUUAUCCAUUGCAAUUUUGUUUCAUUAUUUAUAAAAUUUGCUGUAAAUUUUAUUUGCAAUCUUGGCUAAUUCUUUGAUUUGUAAAUGAAGUUGACUGCUAAUAGUUCAUAAGAUAUAUUGAUUAGUUUAAACAAAUUGUGCCUUUCUUAUUUGCUUGUUACAUUAAAUGCUGUUUAAAUUUUUUUUGCUCCAAUUGUUUAAGAUAACUACAUUUGAGAAACCUAGACAUUUAAAAAUUUAUUUUCUUGUAUAUUUUUUUAAUUCUGUGAUUUAUGGCAGAGUCAUUUUUUUAAUUGUAAAAUAUUUUAAUAAGGGACCAUUUAUAAUAACAUCCCUUUAAAUGGCAUGUUUUAACUUUUGUUUUUUAAACAAAUAGUUUAUGUAACACUUUUUAAUUAUAUUGUUUGCUGUGGAGCUAUUCCCUUUUUCUAUGAGACAAUUUUUUCAUUUUAAACAGCCUCCUGAUAAAAAUUGGUUUUUUAAACUUUCUAACAAUUAAAAUUAAUUUAAGACUCUGCUUUAACAAGAUGUAUAUUUGUUGAAAUUAUAAAUGUUUCCCAUAUGUAUUGUUUAAAGUGUGUAAAGUAUGUAUUUUGUAUUAAACAAAACUGUAUUGUUGGAUGUAUAGUUGCAUCUUUGUUAAAUUAACAUCUUUCUUCACCCUUAGAGUAUUAUGUUUAAUAUUUUAUUAUAACAGUAUGCAAAAUUAUUUAAAAUGAUUUGUUUUAUGUGUAUAUUUAGCACUUAAAAUAGAGAUUAUAUAUUUGUUAAAAUUUUAUUAUUGCUGUUAAAGCCUUUAUUUUUAUUUUUAUUAAUCAACAAUCAAGCGUUAGUGUAGAUUUUAUAAAGAAAUUUUUAAAAAAGUUUUUUUGUUGUUAUAUAAAUAGUGUUUAAAAUUCUCUCAAUUAACCACUUUCUAUCAUAUUGUCACUUAUUGAUGGGUAAAAAUGUAUUAUUUUCUUUCCAAAUUCAAUUGUUUUUUUUUACUUAUAGUUCUUCCAUUUUCGGUCAGUUUCUAAAAAUGCGAUCCAUUUGUAUGUCAAUUUAAUACUAAAAAUCAUAUGCUAUGUGAUAUACUUGUAAGUCCAAAAGAUUGUUUAAUUGAGUUAUUUGGAUGAGUAUCUAGUAUUUGAGUGAUUCCAUAGGAGGCUAUUUUUGUGUACAAAUUAUGUAUAUAUAUAUAUGCAUGCCAUAUUUUAUGUUAUCAAUGUGCAUAUAAUUUCCUCUCCAAAUGUUUUUGUCUGUAUGAUGGAAGUGGGAUUUCAUUAAAAGUGAAGGAGAAUGCUAAUUGUAUUUCUCAUUAGUGUUGAAGAAUUUCGUAUAAUAUUUAAAUUCCAUAUAGACUGAAAUAAAUAUUACUUAUUUACUA
Parasteatoda tepidariorum (common house spider) is the source of this 2513-nucleotide messenger RNA. RefSeq names its product RAS oncogene family member Rab14 (gene Rab14). Gene Ontology annotation, biological process: defense response to bacterium; phagosome maturation; Golgi to endosome transport. The record is from RefSeq and is a predicted model, not a curated record. Lineage: Eukaryota; Metazoa; Arthropoda; Arachnida; Araneae; Theridiidae. Gene Ontology annotation, molecular function: GTPase activity; GTP binding. Gene Ontology annotation, cellular component: phagocytic vesicle; trans-Golgi network; recycling endosome.